Dunckerocampus dactyliophorus (ringed pipefish) is the source of this 2228-nucleotide messenger RNA. It is a transcript of the gene slc22a13b, whose product is annotated as solute carrier family 22 member 13b. Gene Ontology annotation, cellular component: membrane. Gene Ontology annotation, biological process: transmembrane transport. The record is from RefSeq and is a predicted model, not a curated record. NCBI's taxonomy places the organism in Eukaryota, Metazoa, Chordata, Actinopteri, Syngnathiformes, Syngnathidae. Bases 318 to 1949 code for a protein of 543 amino acids. The transcript has 10 exons. Gene Ontology annotation, molecular function: transmembrane transporter activity.
GUUUGGCCGACUUUUAAGAAUAAUGUUUUUAAAAAUAACAUAGUUUGCGAACUAUUCAUUGUUGAAAGUGAGUAGAAAUGGAGAGGGCGAUGCCAUGAGGUCACAUCUGGGUGUUGUCUCCUGGCAAUCAGUGGGUUUGUCAACCUUGAGACUGUAAAGGAAAAGAAACGUGUUGUUGCAUAGUGAAAGCGAGAUGACUUUCUAGCGAUACUUUCAAUGCGUGCGAGGCUUUAUUGGAGUGUUUUGUCAUCUUAGUGACAUAUUGACAGUCAGCUUAAACAUUAACGAGGACACGAAGGCAGCCCUCAUGUUGCCGCAUGUUGUCCUCCAGUCCAUCCGGCGCGUCCAACAUGAUCACCUUCACUCACGUCCUCAAGGAGAUCGGCGAGUUUGGCGUCUUCCAGAAGCGUCUGGUGGCGGCCUUGUGCGUCCCCAGCGUCUUCAUCGCCUUCGACGUCAUCGGCCAGGUGUUCACGGGCCUCUCCUUCCCCAACUACUGCGAUACCGACUGGAUCCUGGAGCCGGGGCCCAACCUGACCCUGGAGAGGCAGAAGGAGCUGACCAUCCCGCUCGGCCCGGAUGGAAGCUUCCAGAGCUGCCUGAUGUUCACGCCCGUCCCCUGGGACCUGGAGAGCAUCGAGGCCUACGGCAUCAACGCCACCACGCGCUGCAUCAAUGGAUCCGACUUUGAGGUGCCGCAAGGAGCCUCCAGCAUCGUCACUGAGUUCAACCUGGUGUGUGACAGAAGCACUUUGAUCGAAGCGUCUCAGUCCAUUUACAUGGCUGGACUUCUGCUUGGAGCCUUGGUGCUGGGAUCCAUGGCUGACAGGUUUGGCCGGCGCUUUGUGGUCCUGCUGGCGCAUCUUCUCCUUUUCUUGUUCGGCGUCGCUGCUGCUUUCUCUCCAAAUGUUUACGUUUACAUCCUUCUCAAAUUCCUGUGUGGAUUUUCUCUGUCGGGAAUUCUGGCCAACGCUUUUGUGAUCGGUGGAGAAUGGUGCGAGUCGUCCAAGUUUGCCUUCUGCACCAUCAUCAGUCACAGCUUUUACGCCAUCGGACUCAUGCUGCUGUCCGGCAUCGCCUAUCUCAUCCCAGACUGGAGAGUCCUGCAACUGGUCCUUUACAGUCCUCUUCUUCUGCUCCUGGCUGUUUUCUACUGGAUUCUUCCGGAAUCUGCUCGCUGGCUCAUCACUCAGGGCCGGAAGGAGGCAGCCGUGAAGGAAGUCAGGAGAGCAGCAAAGGUCAACGGCAGGGAGGUGUCACAAGAUCUGCUGGACAAGCUGGAAGUGGAGGGGACGCCCAUAAGGAGGAGCAUGCUGGACAUCUUCAGGAUUUCCUACCUGAGAAAACGAGCGCUCAUCAUGAGCUACAUCUGGUUCGGAACUAGCCUGAUGUACUACGGCCUGAGCCUCAACGUGGGCAACUUUGGUGUGGACAUCUACCUCACGCAGUUCAUCUUCGGCCUGGUGGAGAUUCCCGCCCGUCUGGGCUCCUUGCCGCUCAUCCAGCGCUUUGGGCGGCGACCGUGUGAGGCCAUCUUGUUGAUGUUUGGAGGGGCUGCCUGCCUCACCAUCAUCGCUGUGCCCAAAGAGCUUCCUGUGGUGGUGACCGUCAUCGCCAUCAUCGGGAAAUUUGCAGCCACCGGCUGCUUCUCCAUCGUCUACGUUUACACAGCAGAACUGUACCCCACCACGCUAAGGCAGAACGGCGUCGGCCUGAACUCCAUGUGCGCUCGCGUCGGAGGCAUCCUGGCUCCGCUAAUAAAACUCCUACACGUCUACCAUGACGCCAUCCCCAUGUCCGUAUACGGAGUGGUACCUGCCAGUGCUGCACUCCUGUGUCUGCUGCUGCCAGAGACACGCAACGCGGAGCUUCAGGACCACGCAGAGCUCAAUAAACCUGUCAAUGGAAGCAUUGUACCUGAGAAGGAUGAAGAAAGAACAGCGUUCUAGCUGAGAUGCUCUGUCACCAUGGCAACAGUAGCUUGUCAACAAGCUACCACAGAAACCACAUUUUGUUCACGAUUCUCAAGAUUUCUCUUUCUUUGGACUUUUCACAACAGAAAUGUGUUGUUCUUAUGUGUACUUUUGCUCUGCACUGCUGUCACUAUUGGUUUUGUUUAAGUAGAACGGUGCAAUAAAAGCACGCAUGUGCAGAUUCUCUCCACUCAAUGAGUGCCUUUGAAUAAAAGCAAACAAAACAAAAAUAAAUCUUGAAUGCAUGCUUUUUUA